Elaeis guineensis (African oil palm) is the source of this 7633-nucleotide messenger RNA. The record is from RefSeq and is a predicted model, not a curated record. NCBI's taxonomy places the organism in Eukaryota, Viridiplantae, Streptophyta, Magnoliopsida, Arecales, Arecaceae.
ACAGUCUCGUCGCUUCGAUUCGUCAACGUGUGCGAGCGAGCUUGAAAGGAGCGAAAGAAAAGGGCUUUACGUUUUCUCCGCGUUUGCCCCGAAACCGCCCUCCGAUCCGCCGGAGAAUUCUUGGAGACCCGCCGGAGAGAGUCGCCGCCGCCGUCCGCCGCGUCGGAAGCAUAUGUCGGGGGGUCGCGGUGCUAGGGUUUGGUGCCCGGAGGGGAGCCUUCCGAUGCCAAUCGAGUCCCUUGGGAAAUGAGCCUGCGGAUCGCCGUAAGAUUUGGGGUUCGGACUCUCGACAGCCAAGCUUUCGUCUCCGGAUGGAGGGUGGUGGAUGCCUAGGCACACUCUUUCUGGUACUUGUGCCUCUUUUCUAUCUUUUUACCGCCUCUCACUCUUCACUCCACUUGCCUACUGUUUCACUAUUUCUGACAAUUCGGUGGUUUGGCGCGGAAGAAAAAUUAGGAUGUUUCAUUUGCUCGAUUCCAAUGGGAUUCAUCCAUGGAUUAUGAUGAUUAUGAUUUUCAAAGCCAGAAUUUUCAACUAGGUGGAGAGGACAGCAGCAAAUUUCCUCCAAGCUUGAGGUCAUUUGCUCUACCAAAAUUUGAUUUUGAUGAACACCUGCAGCUUAAUCUGAGGUUUGACAGUUUGGUUGAACCAGAGGUUUUACUUGGCAUACAAGGUCAAGAAAAUAAUUGGAUAAAGGACUUUUCACCGGGAAGUAGUGCAAUAGAAUUUGGUUCAAGUGCUGCUGAAUCUUGCUGCAUUUCUAGGCAUAAUAAUGUCUGGUCCGAGGCUACAUCUUCCGAAUCUGUGGAGAUGUUAUUGAAAUCUGUUGGAGAGGAUGAGAUGGUAAACAACAAAGCUGUCAUUGGAGAGGCAGAUAUGCAUGAUCAAUUGAAUGGGAUAGAUGAUCAAAUGGAUCCCUUGAUAAGACAGGAUGAUUCGCAGAACUCUUGCCUGGGUGAUAUUGUGCACUCAGGUCCUAGCCCACUGGCUGAUAAGUCUAAUAAUAUCCUUUCAGGGUCAGAUAAGAAUGCAUUUAGGGAUCAGCCUCAGGUUGAAGGUAUGUCUCAAACUUCCAAGGAUGAGAAAUCUGAAAAAGGCAGGGACAUAAGUUCGUCAGAUGAGAAGUUUAACUUGGAUGGAAAGGUUGUUGCUGAGCAACAUAGUCCUGAUAAACCUUCUGAUGAAGUUAUUAAUGAGUUUUUUGAGAGUGUUCAGAAUGAUGAUUCUUUGGAUAAUGCAUUCAUGAGGAAGAGCACACCUGAUGAUCAUGGUUGUGCUCCAAGUGGAGGCACUAAAGCAAGUUCUGAAUGCAGGAAUACUGAAGAUGACCCUGCAGCUGUAUCCAUUGAUAAAUCUGGUGUGGGUGCUGGGAAGCUGAAAAAUCAGUCAUUGUCAGAGCAAAUAAUGGAGGAAAACAAAGAGGUUGGCAUGCUUGAGAAAUCAGAAGGUCUCCAACCUGAUAAUCUUCAGAAAGCAUAUAACCAGAUUACAUGCAGAGAUGGUAGAGUGGAUGAUCAUCAUUCUGAAGGCCAUUCACUCAACAAUGAUUUUUGCAGGAUAAAGGAUUCUACGUGUUUGGAUCCAUCUAUGGGCUCUUUGGUGUAUCUAAAUGAAGGGUGCAAUGUGCCUGCAUUUUCUGAGAACUCUGAUGGACUAUUGGAAGCUAUUGCUUACCAGGGUAAGGCCUUGAACAGAGAUAGUGAGACAGGUGAUAAAGUUGUGGCAAACAUGAAUGAGAAGUCUUCUUUAGAGGUGGAAGGAGAUAGGGAAAUUGAGAGGCAUUCUAUUGAAGUCAGCAAUGAAAAUAUGGAGAAGGUGCCUCAUAUGACGGAAACAUCUAAAAAUGUCAGCCAUAAUGAAACUAAAUUUCUUUCUAAAGAUGAUGACUUUCAUGUAAGUACUGUGCCAAUUAAAAACACAAAUGUCACUCAUUUUGGAGAGGAAAAAAAACUUGCUUCUUUUAAGGAAGUCAUUGAAGAAAAGCAAAAUCUUGAAGACCAGUUAUCUGACAAAAACAACAAUGAUUCUCAUAAUUCUAAACCCAUUGUCAUAGAAAAGAGUGUAGAGGAUGAAGAUCUUAUACAUACUACAGAGGAAUCAAGUGUUACAUUGAGUGCUUCAGAAGAUGCUUCAUUAAAAGCAUCUCCUUUGCCUGCUUUACAGCAUGAUGCAGAAGUAAAGGUCUUAUCUUCCACUCAUGACAAAUCAAUUGAGAUUAAAAAAGCUUGUAUUUCAGAGGUUGAGUCUAAUGUUGAUGUUGUGAUUCCUCCGGAUAUUUCUGCUAUUGGAAAGGAAUACACAGCACCAUCCAUUGAUUCAUGUGGUGCAAAUUUUAGAGCUGACACUUCUAAUGUCACUGAGAAGAUGGAAGAGGCCUCAUUUACAGACCAAAAUCCUGGUAUGGCAACAGAUGGUUCAUCAGUCAGGAAACUAAUUCAGGAUGAAUCUGUCGCUGAUCCUGCUACAGUUGGUGUUGAGUCAACUUCACUCAAUAAUUCGGCUGUUCUCCACCAGUCAUGUUCUGAAGAUGCUCUUGCAGUUGAUGUGGUUGUAGGACAGAAAGUAGCAGCUGUGUCACCUUUACCUGCAUCAGAGUGUUUCCAUUCUGAUGAGAAUGAUGUGAAAAUCUCAGCAUCAGUUACAAGGAGUAACUUAGAUUUCAAAAUAUCAAGUGAGACAUCUACAGUUGCUGAUGUAGUUCUGGAUGGCUCAUCACCAAUAAAGAUGGUUCUGGAUGACUCAGCAGAAAUCACCAAGAAUGAUGAGAAGCAGCCGAUGCCUGUACAUCCAUCUGCACAGGAGUGUUCUCCUGGUAUAUGCCAAAGUGGACAGCAAAAUAGUGAAGCUAAUUUAACUCCAGGAGAUAAUGAUGAUAAGCAGAAUCUUGUUGGCAACUGUGAUGCAUCAAAUGGCCAUACAAACAGAUCUCCUCAGUCCACUGUGCCUAGAAGUAAUGCUGACUUGCAGCUGCUGGAACCUGGAAGUGGUAUUCAGAGUUCGUUUGAGCCAAGUUGUGGUUCACCCACAGUCAUCAGUUGCACUGAACAUUCUCAAGGUGGAGUGGGGUAUCAAGAGGGUAGUAGAGGAGGUUUGGAGCGUAGCAGUGCUGCUGCAGAUGACUUGCCUCAUCUAUCUUCUGAGACAAUAGCAAGUGCUGGUGAAGUCAAAUCCAGUGAUCGUGAUUCUAAGGAUGGUACUGCAUCUGAAGAUGAUAGAAGCUUUACAUUUGAGGUUGGAUCAUUAGCAGAGUUGUCAGAAAAAACCACUGCCAAUAACUGGAAACCCUUUUCCAGUAUGCAUUCUUUGGAACUUCCUCAGGUCUCAAAAGAGAAUUCUCAAGGUGGUCUAAAAGAAUCUGAAGAAAGACGUCCACAAAGAACCACCACCAAUACCACUGGUGAUGUUAAAAGUGAGCAAGUAUCUGGGCGUGGAACUGGAAAAGUAAGCACAUCAAAAAGGACUGCGAAAGAAACUCCACCAAAGCAGGCAAAAGGAAGGGAAAGGAAUACAUGCAGCACCUCUCCUACCCGCGAUGCUACCAUAAGCAGCAACAUGCGGUUGGAGGAGAUGCGACAAGUCCCCAAUGUUGAGAGCAGCAAGAUGAAGGCUUCUUGUUCUCUGGCUGUUCAGACAUCUAUUUUGCCUGACUUGAAUACUUCAGUGUCUAGUGCAGCAUUGAUUCACCAGCCUUUCACAGAUUUACAGCAAGUUCAAUUGCGUGCACAAAUAUUUGUUUAUGGAUCAUUAAUUCAAGGUAUCCCACCAGACGAGGCUUGUAUGUUAUCGGCAUUUGGAGGAACUGAUGGUGGAAGGAGUGUAUGGGAGGGAGUGUGGCGUGCUGCUACAGCAAGGUUUCAGAAUCAGAAAUCACCUCUCAAUAUUUUUGAAACACCUAUACAUUCUCAUUCAGGUGUUAGGAUUACUGAGCAGGCAACAAAGUCCAGUCCACUUCAAAGCAAGGCCUUCAGUACCCCUGCUAGCCAAAGUGGCAUCAAGGUUGUGCCUUCAAGUACUGUAAAUUCCACAAUGUCUCUGCCAUCGCCUUUGUGGAGUAUUUCUUCUCAUGAUGCCUUAGCUUCUAAUGUACAAAGAGGCACACGUCUAGACUUUAAUCAGGCUGUAUCUCCCUUGCAUUCAUAUCAAUCUUCCCAAUUGAGGCAAUAUACAGGCAACACUACACCAUUGUUUUCUCUGACCCCUCGUCCUGGUUCCUGGGUUGUUUCAUCACAAAGUCCAACUUUAGAUGCUAGCUCACAAUAUUCUGCAACACCUGUUGCCGAAACAAUUCGAGGAACACCUUUGAGAGAUUCAGCUACACCCCAUGCCUCCAAUGUGCAGCUUGCGUACCCGAAUACUUUGCUGCCUACUCAGGCUCCUAUGAGUGUUUCUGCAACAUCUGUUGUGCAGGUUGAAAGCCAAAAUAAGUCGGCAAUUUCUGCAAAUACGAGGAAUGUAUCUAGUGCUCAGAAGUCCAGAAAGAGGAAGAAGGGUUCAGUGCCUGAAGAGCUUGGGCCAAUGUUUUUGGCUUCUCAACCUCAAACCGAACCUGCUUCCGCUCCUGCUGUUUCUAAGCAUCUACCAACUUCUGGAGGCUUCCCUUUAUCCACUGCAUCUGGCAGUCUUGUUUCAGCUUCAUCUCACAUUACCUCUCCUGCUCAUUAUCAGAUAGUUGGCAGUGGUAAUGCUGAACAGAGGGUCAUCAUUUCUGAGGAGACGUGCAAUAGAAUUGAGCACUCAGAACUGCAAGCAGAAGCUGCUGCUGCUCAUGCUGCUGCUGCCUUCCGGCACAGCCAAGGAAUAUGGAGUCAGUUAGCUGUCCAAAAGAAAUCUGGCUUGGUUGCAGAAAUUGAAGAGAAACUUAUAUCUGCAGCCGUUGCAGCUGCAGCAGCUGCUUCUGUUGCAAAAGUGGCUGCAGAAGCUGCUAAGGUUGCAUCUGAGGCUGCUUUGCAGGCUAAGAUGGUGGCAGAUGAAGCUCUGAGUUCUGCCAAAACAGGACAUCCUGGUCAAAAUUCUGAAGCUGGCCUUGAUGUAGGAAAGGAUUUGGCAAGGUUAACUCCUGUUUCAAUCUUGAAAGGCAAGGACAAGAUCAAUGGAUCUAGUUCUAUCAUUUCUGCUGCACGAGAGGCUGCUAGAAGAAGGGUGGAAGCAGCUUCUGCUGCCACAAAACGAGCAGAGAACUUAGGUGCCAUAUUGAAAGCUGCAGAACUGGCUGCAGAAGCGGUUUCACAGGCAGGAAUGAUCAUUGCGAUGGGGGAUCCCUUACCAUUUACUAUCAGUGAUUUGGUGGAAGCUGGUCCUGAAGGUUAUUGGAAAGUUCAACACACAACCAUUGAGAAACAUACAAAAACAAAUGGCUUGCACCAAGAGGAGAAUUUGGGUAUGCUUGUGCCUGGUGAUCAUGACAUACCUGUUAAACAAUCUACUAAGCGAUCAUCAGGUCAUAGAGAGAUACAGAAAAUUACCGAUGAAGAGGGAAUAACUUCCCGUAGUGAUCAGGCCACACAAUCAGAGGAAAAUAACAUAGGAAUCACAUCAGUAACUGUUCCAACUGAUAGACUUGAAAGAGAUUCUGGGGCAAGUAAUCUUAAAGGAAAUAGCAUCCAAAAGGGAACUCUUGUUGAGGUUGUGGCUGGUGAGGAUGGUCACAGAGGGGUUUGGUUUUCUGCACAGGUUCUUGAUGUUAAAGAUGGUAAAGCAUUGGUCUGCUACAAUGAUCUUGUUCCCGAUGAAGGCUCUGGUCAGCUGACAGAGUGGAUACCACUUGAGAGUGGAAAAGAUAAAGCUCCUAGAAUACGUGUUGCUCAUCCUAUAACUGCUGUGAAACCUGAAGGAACAAGGAAGCGGCGUAGAGAGGCUGUGGGGAAUUAUGCUUGGGCAGUUGGAGAUAGGGUAGAUGCAUGGAUACGGGAUGGUUGGUGGGAAGGGAUUGUCGCUGAGAAGAGCCCAGGCGAUGAAACAAAGUUGACCGUCCAUUUUCCAGCUGGAGGUGAUUCAUCAAGUGUUAGCGCUUGGAAUGUUCGGCCAUCUCUCAUUUGGAAGGAUGGUCAAUGGAUAUUGUGGUCACAUGUCAGAGAAAGAAAUACAGUUGAACCCUCUGAGGGUGAUACUCCCUAUGAGAAACGUCAGAAGCUUGGCAAGCUUGAAGGCAAAAUCGAUUCAGGAAUUGAUGGCAGAGGAGUAGGGAGUACGUCAACUGAUAUGUCCAGUGCUGAUUCUAGAAAACCUGAAGAUUCAAGAUCACUAAAUUUAUCUGCAAAGGAUAAGAUCUUUUCUAUUGGAAAGAAUGUAAGAGAGGAAUGUAAUUCUGAUGCACUGAAAGUAAAACGGACUGGGCUGCAGAAAGAAGGAUCAAGAGUGGUCUUUGGUGUACCUAAGCCUGGAAAGAAAAGAAAAUUUAUGGAAGUAAGCAAGCAUUACACUGCAGAUAAGAUUGGAAAGGCAAGUGAAGGGAAUGAUUCUAUUAAAUUUGCAAAGUAUUUGAUGCCACAAGCAUCCCGCUUAUGGAGAAGUACUUCAAAAGUGGAUACCAAAGGAAAACGGACCAGUGACUCCAAGCGUAGGGGCCUCAAAUCUGUAAAAUCGCAAAACAUUCAGGCUAGAGGUACAGUGGAGAGGGAUGGUUCAUCCCUUACCACUGCACCUGCUUCAAAUGGUGGAGAAAGUGGUCUUGGUUCUUUACCAAAUGUCAAAGCUUCUAAUGAAGAGAACAAUAUAGGAAAGAAAAAUUUACUGGAAGCUGGUCCUUUGUCAACUGGUCUCGGAACAGCAGAUACUACAGCAGUGGAGUCUUCUGUGAUGCCUAUGCCUGGUGUUCCAUCAUCUAAGAUGAAGUCAUCCACUGCUGUUGAGGCUGAAGGAGUAAAAGGAAAGGUUACACACGCUACAGAAAAAUCUACUGGAGUUGAAGUUAAGGGCUCUGAAAAACCUGCUAAAAUUGUCUCUGAUGCCAUUGAGCCUCGGAGAUCCAACCGCAGAAUUCAACCAACCUCGAGGUUGCUUGAGGGAUUGCAAAGUUCAUUGAUCAUAUCCAAGAUUCCUAGUGUUUCACAUGACAGAGGUGCCAGAGCCCAGCAUAGAGGUGCAUCGUCUUCUAGAGAUUCAGGUGAUGCAACGGAUUGACAGAACUAGAACACGCAUCAUCUAUUUUGCUGAUUUGCAGGCAUGAGUUUCUGGACUUUCUACAUGUCCAGUCGGUGACACUUUGAUGCAUGAUCAUGGUUGGCUCACUGGAAUCGGACGGUGCAGAAGUAGUGGGAUAAUAGUUUCCACAUGGAGGUAUCAUCAAACAGACACCUUUAUUGCGCGACUAAUCAUUUGUUCUCGGUAGUUUAACUUGAUACCAGCCUGGCGAGUGAAAAUUAAAGACUGAAUGGUAGUUUCAACAAUGAAGAUCCAACUUUUUUAAUUGGGUUGAUCAGAUGUUAUUGUUGAGGUUCAGACAGGUUUGUCUUUAUGCCUCUGAUAUAUUAUUGAUAUGGUAUUGUUCAUGGUAGUAGGAUAUUUAGCUCGUGGCCUUUGGUCCAGAAUGUACGUUUGAUGGUGGUGCGUCAGUUGUAUCGGCACGACUGUACCGUUGGAUUAGAAAAUAGCAUGUAUUUCUGUGUGAUUCAAGCCCGUUGCCGCAGGCAAAUUU